GCGUUUUUUGUGUAGACAAUGACGUCACGUGGGGCAUGCCCAGGCAGCGUACGCCAUUUUUGUACACAAUCGAGUUCGACCUCGGCGUCGGUUUUGAGCAACGUUUGACGGUCCCGGCUGGUUUAGGACCAAGAUGGGGAACCUGUUGGGAAAAGAGGCAAGCAGGGGCGGACUGGAGGGUGCAGGAUCGUCUGUAGGGGACCUCCCGCACAGGUCCGGGCCGGCCGAACUGAGAGAGAAGGCGUUGCAAGCGUGGAAAAGGACACAGGGCAAAGGUAACCCCAGAUACUUCCUAUCGGAGGAAAACAAAGGUGUGUUGCUCGACCUCAUAGACUCCGUGUACUCGGUCUUACAGGGGAGGCACAACCGCAACAACAUACUCCUGGUCGGCAGAAGGGGAGUCGGUAAGACAACGUUACUCUGCAGUUUGUUGGAGGCGUUGUCUGCUGUGGAGUUUGGGGGGAAACAGAUCGUAUCCGUGUACGUGGACUGUGCAGAGCGGUGGGAGUUACCUUCCGAAGCCCUGUGGAGAAAGGCGAAGAGUUUGGGGCUCAAGGCCAGUGAGGAGGGGGAAGGAGAGGGUAGUGCUUCACGGGACAUCAGCGUGGUGCUUGACUUGCUGUACGAGAAGUCUUACAUUCCAGUCGUGGUGGUGGACGAAAUCCAGGACCUGUACGUGAAGGUGGGAGAAACAGACCACGAAAGGCUGCGAAGAAGCCGUCUGUUUGUAGAACAGAUUUACUCCAUAGGUGAGUCGAAGAACGCCCUGGGCUGGCUCACCGGUAGCUCCCGCCUGGUCACGAUUCUCGCCUUCCAACGCGACACCUUCAGUAACAUCCUGGGAGGGUACGUACAAUACCCGUCCCUCAACGACACCAAGUACAACGUGCACCGCCUGUACGCACUGAGAAAGAAGGGAGAAGUGGGAAAGUUAGUGGAGACACUCACGGGUAAGCCGCCGUUCGCAGCACAGGUGGACAGGAUCUUCCACGCCACGGGGGGUGUCGUCGGGAAGAUAGCCGUGUUCGUGGAGAAGAAAGGCCAGGACCGAGUCAGACUCCCGGACUGCGAGAACUUCACAGACGUCCACUGGGACAUCUUGGAAUGUCUGCUCUACAAGUACGCCUCCCGCCUUCCCGAGCGGGACUUCUGGGACCUUGAACCCGUCACGGAGGGAGAGCUGACGUUGUGGCUGAAGCGCUUCCCGCUCCAGGGGCCCGAUCACGUCGCCAUGACGGACGCCAAGGUCAAACUGGUAGAUGACGAGCUGUUAGAACAAGCCGAGGGCACGUACAACCCCAACGCACAGUUCCUGGCCCACGCCCCCAAACUCCUCACAUACAACAGGCACACCUUCCAAGGACUCACCUACCAGCUGGGUCACUGCCGCGACAUCAACUUCCUGUUAGAGAAAGUGCGAGACAGGGUCGACAGGAUUGAACAACUCCAGCUAUUCCGACACCAGGCGAACAAUCUCUUCACCUCGGUCUUGUUGGCUUUCGUGUACGUGGCGUCAUACGGAGACGACGACGUGGAGUGGGGUUUCCAACCGUCACGAACAUCUCAACACGACUGUGACGAAGUUCAAGUGCAGACAAAAUCAGGUUCAUUCUGUCUACACAUCUACGACAGUGAGGAGCUAGCAGCGAUGUCAGAGCCCGUGAGUGACAAUGACCCCAACACCAUGUACCUGGUAGUGUCUCCCAGGACGACUCGCACAGGUAGCACGUGGGCGUGGAGAAGUAGCAGCGGCAGGAAAAAGAGGAGGAGCCAACCAAGGGAAGACAGUGGUUCGACAAGGGAUGAGCCUUCGACCCCAAGACGAAGACCGCGGCUAAGAAACAGAGACACUGAUAGAGGAAGCACUCCGAGUGGAUACUGUUCAGAUGAGAAUAUGGAUGAGUGAACUUAAUGUGUGUCAUAACGUCAAUGUUAGGUACUUGAGAAGUUUGCGUUAUCAAGUUUGUUUGAUUUUAUUCAGAAACUGUUGAGAAAUAUUAUGAGUAUCAUACAGAAGAGACCAUCACUAUAUUAUGUAUGGAGACCAUGAAGUGUGAAAAGACAUGGAA
Molecule: messenger RNA, 2069 nt
Organism: Branchiostoma belcheri (Belcher's lancelet)
Lineage: Eukaryota; Metazoa; Chordata; Leptocardii; Amphioxiformes; Branchiostomatidae
Exons: 1
Coding region: 134-1906 (590 amino acids)
Molecular function (GO): ATP hydrolysis activity
Source: RefSeq, a predicted model, not a curated record